AUGUUCUCCCGAUGGUCUAAAUCUUUGAAGCCCUCGAAAUAUUCGAGGGAGAGUCGACGUUGCCAGGAGAAGCUCAGCGAUGAGCUCACUCCAGAUCAGUACCGCGCGCGGGAUACUCUCAGAGUGGCCAGGUUCCAGGUCACAGGCAAGAAAUAUGCUGAUGCCACUACUGCUUCCAUAGAUCGUGUCGAGCGUUUCUGGUAUCGUCACUAUACAUUCAUGGGCGUUGAGACCUAUGGCCACCUCGCUGAAAAUGUCGCCGAGCACUUCCGGGUCUAUGCUGACUGGCGAUUGAAGAACUUCAAUAUCACAAAACAAAGCACUAUCUGGGUUGAAUGGAAAUUCCUUCGACUGCUCGUCAAGAGGGAGACAGGACGGAAGGUGGAUGAAUUGAUUGGCGAGCAGUUCAUCUUAGGACCUCUGACUGAUGAGUAUGAUUUGGACCUAUCAACCAGCUAUAAACCGGUAGUGAGCGUGGAGGACCUAAUUGCCAUCCUUCACUACCACUGGUGUGUUGAUACUGCCUCUGUCACGCAUGAGCGAUACACCCUACAGAAUGCGCUACUGAUGUUAUUCAUUGCCUACACCUCGGCACGGCCUGGAGCACUGAUCGAGAGUGGUUGUCUCCGUGGGUCCAAUGAGGCGCUCUGCUACAAGGACAUCGCGCUGCGUGUGGUUCCAAACCCAGAUCAACCAGAACGCCAUUUGCUCGUGAUGGAAGUUUCCCUACUAUUUAUGAAAGGGAAGCGAGGCAAAUCACAACCGACAACAUAUAUUUUCCAUGAGCGAGACGAUAACCUCGCACUUUGCCCUGUCUCUCACUUCAUUGCCCUGGCACUAGCCGACGAUGCAUUUGAAGCGAGAGGCAUUGUCUCAGUCGAAGAUAUACUCCGUGUUCGAGUGCCAGCACACCGGAAUAGUCUACACCUGAAGUGGAAGGCUGACAUGCUUGAUGUUCCGGUAUUUCGCCGAGCCAUGCACACAGCGGAGGGGGUUCGAAUCUCCCCAGAUAAAGCCCUACCGUACGACAUAUUAAACCAGUAUCUUCAACGGCUAGGACGCAAUGCGGGGUUUGAGAAUAAGCUGACGCCAUAUUGCAUCAGGCGAGGAACUGCGAAUGCAGUUGAUACUGUUGCAACUCCGAGUGAACGUAACCAAAUCAUGGGCCACUCCCGAGCAGAUAUCUUCGAACGCUACUAUAUCUCAAUGAAAGUCAAGCGGGAUGUGCAGUCCGCCUAUCUUGGCUGCCCUCCCAAAGAGUCCAUCAUCCGCACAGUUGGACGCUUCAGCCUAACCCGUGAUCCCCGUGCUCCAAAGGAGCUAGGGAAAGCUGAUGGAGAGAAAAUAUGGAUCAGUUUCAAAAGCCAGGAGCACAACGAGCUCCAGGUCGAGGACCCAAAGAAUGUGCAAUUUGUUUUCAAAGAACGAAAACGGCUCUCACAGAACCUAUUUCGAUCCUCGGAUUGUAGGGUAGAAGACCAUACGGAGAUCUAUGCCCGCCGAGUGCAGACCAUUCAAGACUGGGUUUCACUCUGCAGCUUACGCGAAGGACCACGCAAGCGAAGAGCUGCAUCUGCAGACUCUGGAAUCGAUCUUGCAUUCGAUGAGAUCAUCGACGCGGAUACCUUUCCCGCCCUGUGCCCUGGUACUCAAUGUCUCUUCUGCCUUGGAGAUGACCAGCUUCCGCUUUCUGGGCGCAUCUAUUCCUUUUCACGUCCCGAUCAUCUCCGAAGACACGUUCAAGAUUGCCACUUCCGUUAUCUGGACGCCACCGCUCCUCUGUGGUGCCCUCACCCAUCGUGCUUAGAGCUUCUAGAUGGUGUGCAGGACUUUCAGGGACACGCUCUUCAAGUUCACAACGUGUACAUUUGA
Molecule: messenger RNA, 1872 nt
Organism: Blastomyces gilchristii SLH14081
Lineage: Eukaryota; Fungi; Ascomycota; Eurotiomycetes; Onygenales; Ajellomycetaceae
Product: FluG domain-containing protein
Exons: 7
Coding region: 1-1872 (623 amino acids)
Biological process (GO): DNA recombination; DNA integration
Molecular function (GO): DNA binding
Source: RefSeq, a predicted model, not a curated record